Molecule: messenger RNA, 209 nt
Organism: Paramecium primaurelia
Lineage: Eukaryota; Ciliophora; Oligohymenophorea; Peniculida; Parameciidae
Source: the annotation of a GenBank genome assembly
UGUUGUUAUCUUUGAGCAAUGAUAAGUUUCCAAUAAAACACAUUUAAUAAUUAGUUGAAUAAUUAAAUGUUACAAUACCAAUACUUAGACAAGACUAUUUUGAUAUUGAAAAUAAAUUUGAACAAUACAGUAGGAAAAUAAAAAAGGAUUUGGUUUAUGCAAUAUAAGAUUAUAGAAUAGUAUAUAAAUAUUGAAUAUUUAGAAAUUGA